AUGAAGUCCACCGUCCAUCUGACCAUGCUCCUGAGCCUCACCCCCCUCGGUACCUCUGCCACAUACGUCAAAUUCAUCAACCACUGCCCCUACAACAUGUAUUUUUGGGCCGUCGGCCCCCCAGCCUCGAACAUUGACGGCAGCAACGCCUUCUGCAGCAUGGUGCCCAGCCACGGCGGCUCCGUUAUCCAUGGCAUGAUUGACACAGAGAGGCUGGGAGGAGGGAUUUCCUUGAAGAUGAGAGAUCUGCCGUACUAUGCUGUUGCGCCUGCGGGCAUCAUUCAGGUCGAGUAUCAUCUUGAGGGGAGCAAGGGGAAGAUGUGGUAUGAUCUUAGUGCUGUAGAUUGUGAUUUGAGGGUUGGGCCGGAGAAUCCGAGGUAUUGUCCGCUCAUUCGCGGUGGUGUGAAGCUCUACAUUCCCAACGUACCCAACAAAAAGACUUGCCCAAAGGCGUACUGCAAUAAGGACAAGUGUUGGAAUACUUAUGUCAGCCCGGGUGGGUUCCAAGACGAGCCGAGCUUCAUGUGCUGGGCGGGUGCUGAUAUCUUUGUCGAGACUUGUACCGACAGCCCUGGAGUCCAAACGUUCUUUGGCAAGGAGCCAAAGGCUGCUGAUUCCGUUCACCAGGCCAUUCCUGAACAGGUUGUGCAGCCCCCUAUCAUCUCUCCCAAUGGCCUCAUUAUCUCACCAAAUGGUCAAUGCGGCGGCACCACUGGCUUCACCUGCAACAGCUCGCAACACGGCGCCUGCUGCAGCCCCUACGGCUACUGCGGCGACACAGCCGCUCACUGCAACCCCGGCUGUCAAUCUCCCUUCGGCUACUGCCAUGAUAUAUGGAAGAUUCCUCCGAUUCACCCCCGUGUUGCGGCCCCUGAGCGGUCCAUUGUCACAAAGAUUGCAAACGCCUUCACUUCGACGACCACUGCGACCGAGACCGAGGUCGAUUGUGACACGGUUAAACAUACUGUUACGAAGGUUGUGAAGGCCACGAUGAAGCCGGGUGCGCAGUUUACGCCUCCGCCGCUGAGGAGGAGCUGCCCUCACGCAUCGCCAGCGACAACUCCAUCUCCGAACGCCCAACCCAGCUCUUCCGCACACCGAACGACCGACUCCCGUCGAACUUCACAACCGCACAAAAUGGACUCUGCUAAGGCCCCCGUCAACCUCGUCAAGGUCACCCGUGUCCUUGGCCGAACCGGCUCCCGUGGUGGUGUCACCCAAUGCCGCGUCGAGUUCAUGAACGACCAGACCCGUUCCAUCAUCCGCAACGUCAAGGGCCCAGUCCGCGAGAACGACAUUCUCUGCCUGCUCGAGUCUGAGCGUGAGGCCAGGCGUCUGCGAUAA
Messenger RNA from Alternaria rosae, 1344 nucleotides. Its product is annotated as ribosomal protein S28e-domain-containing protein. Gene Ontology annotation, biological process: ribosomal small subunit assembly; maturation of SSU-rRNA; translation. Gene Ontology annotation, cellular component: cytosolic small ribosomal subunit; ribosome. The transcript has 7 exons. Gene Ontology annotation, molecular function: structural constituent of ribosome; chitin binding. NCBI's taxonomy places the organism in Eukaryota, Fungi, Ascomycota, Dothideomycetes, Pleosporales, Pleosporaceae. The coding region runs from base 1 to 1344 and encodes 447 amino acids. The record is from RefSeq and is a predicted model, not a curated record.